Molecule: messenger RNA, 192 nt
Organism: Enterobius vermicularis (human pinworm)
Lineage: Eukaryota; Metazoa; Nematoda; Chromadorea; Rhabditida; Oxyuridae
Source: the annotation of a GenBank genome assembly
AGUACAGCUGCUAUCUUUGAGAUGGCGUAUGUAGGUGCGGCAGGGACCAGUAGUGCAGGAGAGGAUGGAUGGCAGCAGCGAAGGAUUCAGGAAGAUACGAGAGACGGCCUCAAUGUUUGUACGACAGAGCCAUCGAAGGUUGACGUUGAUGAAGAAGAACUACUGGAAGAACUAAUCAAAGUUUCUCUAUGA